This is a messenger RNA of Carlito syrichta (Philippine tarsier), 1106 nucleotides long. RefSeq names its product abhydrolase domain containing 14B (gene ABHD14B). Gene Ontology annotation, cellular component: cytoplasm. Bases 191 to 823 code for a protein of 210 amino acids. The transcript is spliced from 5 exons. The record is from RefSeq and is a predicted model, not a curated record. Lineage: Eukaryota; Metazoa; Chordata; Mammalia; Primates; Tarsiidae.
CUCUGCCCCGCUUCCCCCCUGGCCCCAGCCACCGCCAGCACUCUCCUGCCUCCCGUCUGCGCGAGUCCACGCAGCUCCCCAGAUGAAGACGCUGAGGCCCAAGCCACACAAUUAAGUAAGUGGCAGAGGCAGGAAUAACACCUAUGUCUUCCUGACCCCAAAGCACUUCACCAGCACAGCAGUGGCAGGUAUGGCGACGGGCGUGGAGCACCACGAGGGCACCAUCCAAGUGCACGGCCAGGUCCUCUUCUUCCGAGAGGCACGGCCAGGCAGUGGGCAGGCUCGCUUCUCUGUGCUGCUGUUACAUGGCAUCCGCUUCUCCUCCGAGACCUGGCAGAACCUGGGUACACUGCAGAGGCUGGCCCAGGCUGGCUACCGGACUGUGGCCAUUGACCUUCCAGGUCUGGGGCGCUCCAAGGAAGCAGCAGCCCCUGUUCCUAUUGGGGAGCUGGUCCCUGGCACCUUCCUGGCAGCUGUGGUGGAUGCUUUGGAGCUGGGCCCCCCUGUUGUGAUCAGUCCAUCAUUGAGUGGCAUGUACUCCCUGCCCUUCCUCACGGCCCCCGGCUCCCAGCUCCGGGGCUAUGUGCCAGUGGCCCCCAUCUGCACAGACAAAAUCAGUGCUGCCAGCUAUGCCAAUGUGAAGACUCCAGCCCUGAUUGUAUAUGGAGACCAGGAUCCCAUGGGUCAUACCAGCUGUGAGCAUCUGAGGCAGCUGCCCAACCACCGGGUGCUGAUCAUGGAGGGGGCAGGCCACCCCUGCUACCUGGACAAACCAGAGGAGUGGCACACAGGGCUUCUGGACUUCCUGAAGGAGCUAGCUUGAGGCCCAGCACUGCUGACCGGGAUGGGCUGCCUGCCUGCCUUGGGAUUUCUCUCUUUCCUCCUUGGGUUCUGGCUUGCCAUACACAUGCAACAGGUGUGUCUGUCUAUAUGUCUAUCUGGAUUCUUGUGUUCUGAGGUCUGUCUUUUCUGCUUUUUCUUUCUCUUGCAGUGACAGACUGAGGAGGUAAAAUCAAGAGGAAAAAACCUCAAGAAUUAAGGAACGUAAUCUGGUGGUGGGUAAUCCAUUAGAUGAGCUUGUCCUACAAGGCUUUCCUGCUUGGCUU